Molecule: messenger RNA, 2642 nt
Organism: Astrephomene gubernaculifera
Lineage: Eukaryota; Viridiplantae; Chlorophyta; Chlorophyceae; Chlamydomonadales; Astrephomenaceae
Source: the annotation of a GenBank genome assembly
CUUAUUUCUGAGCUGGCAAGCCUUACUUCCGCAACGCUCCAGUCGUCAGCUGUGGACUAGAUGUAUAUGCUUGCGGUCGAGAAUUCCUAACUUUACGGACUACGGCGCAGCAUAUAGUCACAUUGCUCUAUUAGACGUUUCCGCAAGUAUCAGCUUGUAUGGGGCAACUGAAAGCGGAUGAAAAGCAGCUACCGCUGCAAGCGACAGGCGACAGCCCCAAUGGGCCUGCUGGCGGCAGCAGCGCAGUCGAUAUGCGCUUGAAUGGCAACGCAUUCAUCCGCUUCAUCUCGGGUCCCUACUUCGACGUCAUUCCCAUACAGUUCGAGCGUAUUACCAAAGCGCGACGGGAUGCCAUAGCCAAGGGCCAAGCGCCGGCGGACCAGGGCCGUGCCCUCGAGUACCUCAAGAAACUCGAGCACCUUGCCCUCACGCAGGUGGACACCGAUGGCAAGUACGGCCUCAACCCAGAUGAGCUGGUACCGCUGCCCUUCGAUGUGCCCCUGUGGCCGGCUUACCUGGUGGACGUGCUGGCGGGGCUGUAUCAGGUGGCGCAGGCCACCAUCGUCAUGUUCAUUGCCAUCUAGGUUGAGAACCAGGAUCGCUCCUGGAAGAGCGGCAGCAGCUACACGCACUCCUGGCAGCCGCUUGUGAAGGCGCUCAUCAUCAUCUACCCACUCAUCACACUCAUCUUCCUGGUCAACUUCACGCUGGAGUACUGCGUGAGGAAGUUUAUGUACUUCCGUUUGCUGUCCAUGCGUAUCCUGGUCGACUGGGAGAACAAAGAGGUGUGGCAGACGAUGUUCUUCUACUACUUCCUUGGCACCUGGGCCAUGAUGAACGCCUGGGCCAUCUGGGGAGUGGCAGAGUACUAUGGAAAGUACGGCAACAAGGGAGUGGACCAGACAUCCUUCGGGACGCUGGUGGUGGUGAACCUGCAGACCAUCCAGCUGCUACUGUACUACCUCAAGCUGCUCUCCUCCGAGACGCGCCUGGUGUCCCUCAACCAGCUGUUCGAGCGGGCGCCUGUCGAGGCACAGCACCUGCUGGAAUACACGUACGUGGUGGAGGAAGACGACGUGAUUGAGGAGUGCUACCGCUUCUCCCAGGCCACGCAGUACACGGGGCUGCUGCGUGGCGUCAACAUCGCGACAUUCGGACUUGUAGGCAAGAGCUGGCUGAACGACAUUGACAAGGCCACCUUCAGCAUCGACCGGCUGAAGCAGAAAGCGGGCAACUAUGAGGAGGUGGAGGAGAAAGUGAAGCAGCUGCGUGCCAGUGUAGCCGCCCGGCAGCAGCUGGGGAAAGCGGAGGCGAGCGUCGCUGCAGAUGGCGCACGUAAGCCGGGCGAUGUGACGUUGAUCGUCAACAACAACAAUGCCGCCACCGCGGCCGCUAUCGCAGCCAACCCGACCACCACCACCAGCAACAGCAGCAAGUCCAGCGGCCUGCGGCGCUGGUGGUUCUCGCGCAUGUACGCCUCCAAGCACUCGCUGGCAGUGACCUUCAUGGACCACUACCACAGCUGGCCCUUCAGGCCCGACGUCAAGUACUUCAGGAUGCUCACGUUCAUCCAGGCGAUUAGCGUGUUCGCUGUGGGCGCCAUCGUGGUGCUGGGCUGGCAAUACUCUGCGCGCGACUCCACGUGCGCCAAGUCCGCCAAGUCCUGCAACACCUGCCUGGCCGUACACGAACGCUACUUCAACUCCGCUGAGCCGCUGUGUGACGCUAUGGAGACCGCCAUCACUCGCAUCGUCGCCAGCGCGAACGGCACCUGGCUGGAUAACGGUGUGCUGGAGGAACGCUACUGCAACUUUGAGUGCUACGGCAACUUCACACCCUCACAGACGUGCCCGGCGUUGGGCCGAUAGUACUUGGAGUGCUAGUGGUUGGGGUUGCAUGUUGGAAAACGGGGUACAGCUACUGGGCUUUGAAGAAGAGAGGGCUUGGAGACGUAUAUGUGGUUUACAUGGAUUCUUGGUAUUCACGUGAUCAACUGUAGAGCAAGGACUGGAAGGGGCAUAGGGGUGCAGCAGUCACCCUCGUAAGCCGGCGAAGCAAGAGCUCGGUUAGGCUGUUGCGGGGUGGUUUGAGACCAUCACAGACCAGGGAGACAUGUGGGAUUAUGGGAUUGUGGAUCCGUUGUCAUGGUUGUUGGCAGUUGUCCUCUGGUAUGUAGCAGGUUGCGAAUUCCUCAAAUUGGAAUUGCGCAGUUGUAGGGUGCAUUAGCAGAGUGCGGUAUGAUACCGGUAACGUGUGCCUUUCCAGACCAUGCAUGAGCAGCAUGACUACCUAAGCUAUGGAUGGACGCAUGCGUGGUCGAUGGGAGCGAUACACCCAGCGUGAUCCUUUUGCUUUCACAUACAGCCUGGUAGGGCGUGAGGGACGGAGGCUAUUCCUGCACGAAGCGUACGGUUGUGUUACCUGGCUUGAUGAUUCAGAUGUACAUGAGCAAUAGUUGGUGUUAUUGGGUGGAUCAUUGUAGAAGUGACAGGGGUUCUUCUGAUAGGAGGUUUUUUGGGUGUUCAGGCCUCACGACUUUGCGUUCAUAGAAGCGUAGGUGGAGGAGCGCUAUCGUGGGUCGGCGUUGCACAUGGGCAAUAGGAACUUCUACUCGUAAGGUUGCGGUGGCUCCUCCCGUGGCG